AUGUCGAUGAAUUGGUUCACGUGUCUCACGUGUCGCGUCAAUUUGGCCACAAGUGAUGAUCAGCGCCUGCACUACAAGAGUGAAUGGCAUUCAUAUAAUCUGAAGCGACGAUUGGCUGCGAUUCCGGUGGUCACUCACCAGCAGUUCUCUCUCAUCGAAGAAGUGCAUCGAAACCAAAGCACACACCAGAAGACCGAUGACCACAACAAGACUUCGCACUAUUGCAAGACUUGUCGAAAACAAUUCAAUAACGAGAAGGCGUUCGCACAACACGUCCGAAGCAAAAGACACUUGAGUUCAGUCCAAAGCAAACCAUUGGAUGAGAAUGUCGUCCAUUCAGACACUGCUUUAGAGAAGGCGACAGAAGUGAAGUCCGAUGCAGUGGUCGUCGAAAAUAUCACUGACGACAAUGUCAUUGAGACCAUCGAUGAGGACGACGACUCCGAUUGGGAGAGUGUUGGCAGCGAUGCAGAGGUGACAGACGAAGAGCCCAUCCUUCCGACUGAGUGUCUGUUUUGCGAGCACUCGAGUGACACAAUUGAAGACAAUGUCUGCCAUAUGUCACAAAAUCACUCGUUUUUCAUACCAGACGUGGAAUACGUGAAAGAUUUGCCACAAUUUAUAGGAUAUUUGGGCGAAAAAGUAGGUUUCGGUCACUUCUGCCUUUGGUGUUGCGAUUCCGGCAAACGGUUCCGUUCGCGAAGAGCAGCCCAACAGCACAUGAGAGACAGAGGACACACCAAACUCAACCAUUCGGACCAAUAUUUGCCCGAAUAUUCACAGUUCUAUGACUACACCACCAGUUAUCCCGACUUCGCCGCCAAUGAGUCCAAUGAUGACGAAGAGAUAUCGAUCCCAUAUCUCGAUGACGACGACUGGCAGUUGACUUUGCCUUCCGGUGCUGUCAUCGGCCACCGCUCGCUAUUCCGUUAUUAUAAGCAAAAUCUGAAGCCAUUGACCGACAAUUCAGGCAAACCUUAUCCAAAAUCUUCAGCUAUUUUGGAUAAAGUGAUGUCAAAAUACAGAGCUCUCGGAUGGACUGGUAUUACAGGAGUGGCUGCUCUUCGUCGGGCAAAAGACAUCCAAUUUAUACAACGAGUUCAGAGAAGACAUGAUUUAAAAUUGGGUCAAAACCACAAUAAAGUUCUUCAAAAACACUUCAGAAGUCAAAUAGGAUUCUGA
This is a messenger RNA of Oppiella nova, 1182 nucleotides long. NCBI's taxonomy places the organism in Eukaryota, Metazoa, Arthropoda, Arachnida, Sarcoptiformes, Oppiidae. The record is from the annotation of a GenBank genome assembly.